Aspergillus alliaceus is the source of this 1294-nucleotide messenger RNA. RefSeq names its product alpha/beta fold hydrolase. The record is from RefSeq and is a predicted model, not a curated record. NCBI's taxonomy places the organism in Eukaryota, Fungi, Ascomycota, Eurotiomycetes, Eurotiales, Aspergillaceae. The transcript has a single exon. Bases 428 to 1294 code for a protein of 288 amino acids.
GGAAAUACCACCCCACGUCCGACGUGGCUGGCUCUCAGUACCUACGUCACAUCGAAUGGUCAAGAUUUCCGACCGGGUAAGACGCGUGGCAACUUGAGUGGAAGCGCCCAAACAAUGUGUGCAUCGAUCUCUAGAAAUUGACAUUGUCAGGAAGUUUAAGGAUAGUUGGUCACAUAUUAUUGGCUCGUUGGUACCCAAAAGGUAAGUACUCAAAAGGGUAAUACCCUUUGUAAGAAUAAUUCCUUGAUAGAGACACUCCUAAGCUUUUUGUUCUUCCUGCUUUGUCGCCUAUGAUGUAUUUGAUCAAUCGACUGCGCCAUGGUUAUUCACUAGCUGGGCUAUAAGUGCGUGAAUUGGCCUCGUAUGGGUUUCUUCAAGUAUCUUCGAUUAUCGUCUUGGAACAUACACGAGCCCAUUAGAUGCAAAGAUGCAGAUGAACAGGGACCUCAGCGCAUCCUGCUUGGAAGUCGAUGGGGCUUUUCUAUAUUACGAGAUGAUCGGGGAUGGGCCACUACUUAUUCCGAUGCCCGGGGCAAACGGCACUGGAACACUGUACGAGCCGCUAGCUGCAGCCCUUUCCUCGCAUUUUGCAGUCGCUCUAUACGACCGCCGAGGAUUCGGGAAUAGUCUCCUCGAACCCCCCGGUGAACCAAAUGAGAUAACUCAUUUGAGAGCGCAAGGAGACGAUGUCGCUAGAUUAAUCCAGCAUCUGUCACCUGGGAAACCCGCGACAGUAUUUGCAACAUCCGGAAGCGGAGCGAUGGCCAUUGAACUCCUCCAAUCUCACCCAGGUCUUGUACACAAGAUGAUACUACAUGAGCCACUCCUUGCUUCGCUGCUUCCCCCCUCAGCCAGAGUAGAUAUCAAAAGGAGAAUGAUCGAAAUAAUCCUGGCGUACGGAGCAUCCGGAAAUGCGAAGAUUCGGCGGGCUCUGAUCCCUUUCAUGCAAGGCAAGCGUGACCAGCAGAGAUUAUCUCGACAUCCCCAUUUCGAACGACUUUCGUCUCAGCCGGGCGACCAAACCGAGCUGUUUUAUCAGUAUGAAUUAUCGCUGGUGAUUGACUAUGACUUCGACGUUGAAAGACUAAGCGCAUACCGAGACAAACUGGUCCUGAUGAAAGGAGUGGACAUAUCGCCAGAACUUUGUAGUAGACCUCUGAUCAGUUUAUCGAAGUCCCUCGGGGUCCCUAUAAUAAUGACUCCUGGAGGGCACAACGGAUAUAUCACUGACACGGAAGAAUUCUGCCAGAAGCUGAUUGCAGCCGCGAGCAGUGAUAAGGCUAGUAAGUUGUGA